AUACAUUUAUAUACAGAACUACCCAGCUUACCAAGAGGCAUAUAACAAAUAAUCAAAUAGAAGCAGCUUACACAAAAGAACAGUAUAACUCUUACAUAGUAAUAUGGCGACAUCAAAACUGGACAAUGAUCCUUUGAUGGAUUCAGUAAACUGCUCAAUCUGUAUGGAAACAUUAGAGGAUCCAAGAUGUCUACCAUGUAUGCAUAGUUACUGCAGAAAAUGUAUCCAGGGCAUCAUAGAUGCUCAGGUAAAGAGCAAAACAUUCUCCUGUCCAACCUGCAGGGAUCGCACCCCUAUACCAAAAGAGGGAGCUGGAGGUUUGAAGGUGAACUUUUUUGCUAAUUCUGUGCUUGAAGCAUUGAAGGAUCGAUCAAUGCCAAUAGAUGCAAUAAACUGUGACAUCUGUUCACAAGAUGAUAAACUGGUCGAAGCUGUUAUGAAAUGCAUUGAAUGCAAUGAAAAGCUAUGUAGGACAUGUGGGCGUACACAUCAACUCUCACGUUUCUCAAAGUCACACAAAGUACUCCAGCUAAGUGGUGACAUUUCAAAAGAUACCACAACAGCACUAGGGAUGUUAUCUAAACGAACAAUAUACUGUCAAGAACAUGAAAAUGAACCUUUGAAGUAUUUCUGCAAAAAAGAUAAGUGCCUUAUCUGUCAGGACUGCUUUGCCUUUGACCAUCAAGGACACCCAUUGGACAAUAUCGCACAGACAGCUAAAUUAAACAUUAAGAACCUUAGCUCAGUUAUUGACCUUGGAAGACAGAAAUCAGAUAAGUACGAAGUCGGCAUAACUGCUACUCAUAUCCAGAAACAAACAAUCGAGAAAAAUAUUAAGGAUGCUAAAGUUCAACUGAAAGCAGACAAAAAACUUGUUGUAGCAAAUGUUGAAGCCCAUUUUGAAGCACUUAAUGAUAAAGUUGCCGAAAUUGGUAAUGCUGCAAUCAAAAACACAGUGGCUCGAUUGGCUGAUCUGCAGUUUCAGAAAGAUGCCAUAGAUGGCACUGUUAAACAGCUGGAGAACUUACGUAUCCAUGGCCAUCCUGCAGACAUUGUAUAUAAUAUACCUGAGAUGAAUGCUAAGAGGGAGACAUGGACACAAAGUCCAGAUCUACCAAUCGACACAGUGACUAAAAUCGAGGUUCAGCCAAGCAAAAUCAGCAAUAACAAAACCAUUAAGCUGUCACAAGUCAAAACAAAAAGGGAGCAGUUGGCAAAGAUAAGUGUUGAACAACACAUACAAAUACAGAAAGAACAUAAGAUCAUGAAUGUGGGAUUUACAGAUAUGCGUGUGUUUCCAAAUAAUGUAAUAGGAAUAAGAACAAAUGAUAAACUAGUGUGCUAUGACAAAGAUAAAGACUGGACCAUCACAAGAGAGUACACAUUGAAAGAAAAGGAUGUUCUAGCCUACACACCCACACAUAAUAAUGGCAUUAUUGUGUGCACUGACAGUGACUCAAUAUUUUAUAAAAAGAUGAAAACAUAUGCAGGUACAGAUGAUGUAAUGGAAACCAUAAUACCAGAUAUUGGCUCAAGCAUCCAGGACAUUGCGAUGAAUAAACAGUGUGAUGUAUUUAUUUUAUAUUCAGAUGGUAGUAUUCUCCACACUGAAUUUUCUGAAAUAAUAAUACCUCAAUUCAAAAUCAAUAACAUAUCUGAGGCAAACACUAUAUCCAUGAAAAGUAACAAUGACAUCAUAGUGGCUGGGAAAGGAAAAGUUAUUGGUAUAAGAAUGCAAAGCAGUGGCAGUAUUUUUGAGUGUUCUAGUCAGAUGCUUGAAUACAAGCCUAUCAACAGCAAAGAUGAUGCCCUUCAUGCAUGUGUUGACAACAAAGACAACAUAAUGGUGCUUAACCGCACGAAGAACACAGUCACAUUACUGGAGCCAGAUGGGCUCAUGGUAAAGGACUUGAUCGAACCAGGAACUACCAACUGCAAGAUGUUCAAUAUUGCAACCACAGGCAAAGGUGAGCUUAUGAUUGCAGCCAAGCACAAUGGUUCAGAUAACGAAAAUUGUAUCCUCACACUGAAGUACAGAUCAGAUGAUGGUCAUAUCCUUUAAGGAAUAUGAACAUUAGGUGUGACAAAAGCACAGACUGGUCUAUAGGACAAUGGCCUAUUUAACUAUAUAAUUUAACUUAAUUUUUGCAUACCUUAAUGAAUUCCACGUAGUCUUCAUAUUCCCCUUUAGGUGGUGCAUAAUAUGCUCCGCUAGGUGAAAACUUGUACUUGGGCUCACUGACGACAUUUUGAUUGUAGAAAUCUUGUAAGAUUGUCAUUAGGCAUCGCCUGUCCCUCUCAUCUGUGACACGACCCCCAUAAUUACAUUCCCCGGUCAUGUAGGUGAUAGCAUCAUACGGCACACUGUCAUAUUCAUUGACAUACAUCUGAAAGCAAGUUAUGCUUCCAGUAUUACAUCAAUUCGAUUAAAGCUUGCUCAAAUUACAAUGACUGAAUUUUCAAACCUGCCAUUUUACAAAAUUGAACUUAAAAUCUGAGAAUGAAAACUGACAUU
Owenia fusiformis is the source of this 2515-nucleotide messenger RNA. NCBI's taxonomy places the organism in Eukaryota, Metazoa, Annelida, Polychaeta, Sabellida, Oweniidae. The record is from the annotation of a GenBank genome assembly.